AGAGGGGGUCUCUAAAGAGAGAGACUGGGUGCUAGGGAGCUCCCCUGAGUCCCCUGGGAUGGGAGUGCCAACUCCACACCCAGCUGGCCAAGGAAGGGGUGAAAGCCUGGGAAAGGAAAGAGGCUUUUUGCUGAUUGAAAAUACCAGUGCUGCUAAUCCUGGAGGGAGGACCUGCCAGCUGGGGCUUGUUAGGGAGAAGGGAUUUUAAAAGGAGCAGCAGAGUCUAGCUGGCUUUCCUAUGGGAGGAGAUCUGGGGCCUCUCUCCACUGGGGCCCAGAAAAGCCACGCUUUACAUAACUCUCUGACCUGCAAGGAGGACUGGCUAGUGACACCAAGGAUCCUGAAAGCCACCCUCUGAUUACUGAAUCUGGUUUUUAGUGGCUUGGAGCAUGGAUUGUGCACCAGAGUGGGAAGGCAGGGAGGAAAACACAGAAAAUGCACCUAAUCCACUGGAGUACUUCACGAGAAAGGGUUUAAAGCAGCUGUACCAGGACCAGCUGCUCUGUGAUGCCACCAUAGUGGCUGAGGGAAAGAGGUUCCCAUGUCACAGGUUGCUGAUGGCAGCUGUCAGCCCUUACUUCAAGGGCAUCUUUACCAGCUCCUUCAAGGAAUCCCAGGAUGGAGAAGUUGUGCUUCAGGACAUGGCCUCUUCCAUUGUGCAAACCAUACUGAUCUAUUUGUACACGGGAGAGAUCUCUCUUACUAAAGAGUCUGCCCAGGGGCUGUUUGUAGCAGCCAGCAGGCUUCAGGUUCUCCCCCUGCUGGAGACCUGCUCCAGGUUCCUUGUGAAGAAUGUUGCCAUUGAGAACUGUCUUGUGUAUUAUGCACUGGCUUACGCACACAACGAUCAAGCUCUGCUUGGUGUCGCCAUGAACCUCGUUACCACAAACUUUGGGCACCUCUCCAAGGAGGAGGAUGACUUCUUACAUCUGGACCUCAGCACUCUGGUCAGCAUAAUCUCUUUGGAUGGCCUCAUGGUGGCUUCUGAGCUGGUUAUCUACCAGGCUGUGAAACGCUGGGUAAGGUUUCAAACAACUGAGCGUAGCCUUCUCAUUGGUGAGCUGAUGAAGCACAUCCGCUUCCCGCUCCUUAGCCAGGAUGAGGUCCGGGAGGUCCAGUCAGACUGGGAACACUGUCUGGAUGUUCAGAUGUGGCAGAAGAAGCUGGACAGUAUAGAUGGACCGUUUGAUUCUAGGGCACUCAGGCAGGGAAUGUACGACAAGUGUAUUGUGUGCGUGAGUCUGUCCAGGUGGAUAAGCAAAUGGAUGGAAAAUGAGGAAUUCCAUGUGUGCUAUUUUGACCCUCGAAAAGAGAACUGGGAAAAGCUGCCAGCUUUGAAUUGCCUCUACUCUCCAGCCUGCGUGGCAGUAGGUGACAAGCUGUAUGUAUCCGGAGGCACCCUUAGGGACAAAUCUCACUCAGCUGCCCUUCACAAAUAUGACUUUUUUAAAGGCCGGUGGUUACAUCUGCCUCCCCUGUCGGUACCUCGUGCUUCACAUGGGUUUUUAGCUUGUAACCAGAAGCUUUAUGCUUUGGGAGGCUGUUGUGGGUUUGAAGAUUACCUUGAUUCUGCAGAGUGCUUUGACUUAAUGGAGAAGACCUGGACUCCCAUAUCUAGGCUGCCGUUUGCUCUGAGCUGUUCCGCCUCUGCUGCGCUCAAGGACAAACUUUACUUAAUAGGUGGGGAGAGAAACUACUUGUUCCCAGAGAUGUAUAAGGGGGUUCUGAUUUAUGACAUUAACUCUGGCAUAUGGACACAGGUUCCUCUGGCUGUAGAGUGCUGCUCUGCAGGUGCUGUUCCCAUGAAUAAUGGGAUCUAUGUCAUUGGUGGCUAUGCCAAGGAAAGAAUGAGACACCUUCCUGUUAGGUCCCCUUCUCCAGGAGUUAUUUGUGGCUCUGCUCUGUGUUUCUUCAUCAGUGAGGAUGGCAGAAUGGACGAGGAUGUUUUUGUUCCAGAGUUGCCAAGAGGAAUUGCUGGUGCUGGUGUGGUGCAGUGGGAGAGGAGAAUCUAUGUGCUGGGAGGGGAGAACUGCUGGGUAUAUACUAACCCCAAUGUACAUAAUGAAAGUCCGGGCACAUAUUAUGACACCAUUUACUUUUGGGAACCCAGUGACCUCACCUGGACUGAAUGCCCAGAAAACCUCCCUAUCAUUGCUGAUGGAGUAAGUGGGUUUGGGUGUGUGACUAUGAAGAUACCAAAAAAACACAUUCUUGCCCUCUUGUCCUAAAGGGGACAGUACACGUGCGGCUACUCAUCAGGUGCACAUAUAGCUGCUGUUAAUGUUUUCUAAAGCCUAUACCUCACAGGGCUGUCUGCAGGGGAAAACCACAAGAAUAUCUGCCCACAAGAAUAUCUGUCUUGUCUUAGCCUAACCAUAGAUUUUUAACCUGAAAUACAAGGGACAGCAUUUGAAACUGACACUUGAUUCAACCAAUAGUAUGUGAGAAUGGAAACCCAGUAACUAUCUUUACAUGCCUUAAAACUUCAUGCUGACCCAUUUUAUUCCCAAAAGUUGACCAGCCUCCCUUUUCUUUGCUAUGAAGUCUUGGUAGCUGGGGAUGGUCACUGCUGGGAUAUAUGAUGAUGACUCAAACUACCUGCAGCUAAUAUUUUAAGUAUUGUAUGAGUGAAGAUUCCCUUCCUUCCACACUUGCUUCUUAAACGUGUUUUAACUGCAUAUUUAUUGAUGUCUGGCAGGGUUUUAUCUUUGACACUCUGGGGUUCUUUGACACUUGAGGUGAUGCUAGAAUCUUCCGUUCAUUUUUCAUUUAAUUGAUAGGGGGUCUGGUGGUACAGUUGGGGCACAGACAGUCAAUAUCCUUCUCCUUAGAUGUGGAGGUAACUUAACCUUCUUUGCUUGUGGUACCUGUUUACUGUCCACACUGAUUUAAAAUACAAGUAAAUGCACAGAAACUUUCAGACUCCUUGAGAACGUCAAUUAACUCUUUAAUCCCUAAACGUCUUUCCAGACCUGUUUUUAAACAUCCUAAACUUAGGCAUGUAGCUAAGUGGCAGAUUUGCUUCUCGCUACUAAAACUGGGGACCAGAUGUCCUUUAUCUGGUGUCAGGUGCUAAAGGGAAGCUCCCCUGCCACUACCUGGGCUGAACCUGUUCUGUAGGCAAACUGAGCUCCCCAGGGCUCUAAACUGUCACCAAAACCGCUCUAGUGAGAAACUAUUGAAAUUCCUCUUCCAUGUCAAGGAGUCAGCUCUAAAAAUGUGAUGCCUGACUGGUAGGUGUGAUCUCAAAGGGUGUUUUAUCCCCCAACUCAACAAACAAUUCUGUUGUAGCCCUAGGGAGCAGGAAUGAGGAUUCCAGAUAUGGCUGUUCUAGACUGAGUACCUGAUUAUUUACACAGACACAGACAGACACACAACCUGUAUGAGUCAGACAUGUUAGUUCUGUAUGUCAGACUACAAUGGAAAUGUCUUGUAACAUUACUGGACUGAUUGAAUAAAGUAUAAUAACUUCAAUGA
Molecule: messenger RNA, 3477 nt
Organism: Mauremys reevesii (Reeves's turtle)
Lineage: Eukaryota; Metazoa; Chordata; Testudines; Geoemydidae
Product: kelch-like protein 26
Exons: 5
Coding region: 390-2228 (612 amino acids)
Molecular function (GO): protein binding
Source: RefSeq, a predicted model, not a curated record